This is a messenger RNA of Pararge aegeria (speckled wood butterfly), 1814 nucleotides long. RefSeq names its product NGFI-A-binding protein homolog (gene nab). Gene Ontology annotation, molecular function: transcription coregulator activity; transcription factor binding. Gene Ontology annotation, cellular component: nucleus. The record is from RefSeq and is a predicted model, not a curated record. NCBI's taxonomy places the organism in Eukaryota, Metazoa, Arthropoda, Insecta, Lepidoptera, Nymphalidae. Bases 47 to 1315 code for a protein of 422 amino acids. Gene Ontology annotation, biological process: negative regulation of DNA-templated transcription. The transcript is spliced from 7 exons.
AACGUCAGCGCCGGCAAACGAAGCCGAACUGCAACUAUACAGAGUUAUGCAACGCGCCAGCCUUCUCGCCUAUUAUGACACCCUAUUAGAAAUGGGAGGCGAUGAUGUUCAACAGCUCUGCGACGCCGGCGAAGAAGAAUUCCUAGAAAUAAUGGCAUUAGUAGGCAUGGCAUCAAAACCCCUCCACGUCAGGAGGCUCCAAAAAGCCCUUCAAGAAUGGGUGAACAACCCAGCGUUAUUCCAAAUUCCCAUCGUCCCAAACCUGUGUCCUUCAGAAAACCCUUUUAUGCCUUGUAACCAAAGAUUAUUAAGUAUCCCACCCAAUAUCCCUAAUUUAUCCCGAACAGUAGCAUCACCCGAUAAUAACCGACCUAUGUACAGUCCUUCACCGGGAGCCCCAGAAAAUUCUUGCAGUUCGAAUACCUCAGCUCCUAACGCAAGCCCUGUACAUAGUCAUAGUACGUUUACUAAAAUAGUCCUCCCCGUAUCCCCAGCACCUACCACCCCAGUUACUACUACAACUAGGUCCUUUUCCCCCCAAAGUGCCUGCCCCCCAGCUUCGUCUGGAUCUAGUCCGAGCUCAGUAACCUCACCUGUACAUUUAACACCAGUUUUACUAGAUAUUCAUGUACAGAAGUUGGCCGCUGCAGCGGAAAAGUUAAGCAAGCAUUUACCGCAGUUGGAACCAAAGCCACAGAAUACUAAAAAGAAGAUGUGCAAAGACUUGGAGUUGGUGAUGUUGAUGCCGGAGACGGAUCCGAGGAGAAUGGAGGAGAUAAGGAAGUAUGCGGCGAUAUAUGGACGUUUUGACUGUAAACGGAAACCAGAGAAACCGUUGACGUUGCAUGAGGUGAUGGUAAACGAAGCGGCAGCCCAAAUGUGUCGCUGUCUGCCCGCACUGCUGACGCGUAGGGACGAACUUUUCCCUCUGGCCAGGCAACUAGUGAGGCGAGCUGGUCUUCACUACUCCAAGCAUGGAUUACCUCCUACUGCCGCAAGCGAGGACCGCGACCGAGAUGAGGACGAGACUCCCAGUAAACGGGCGCGGCAGGAUGGAGAAGACGGGAAUGGCGUAAGAGCUAGUCCGGAAGCUGCAAGGAGUUCCAAUCACGGUUGGUGGGGCAUGAAGACCGAAAGCGAUGAUGCCGAUUCAAGAUGCUCCUACUCCAGUACUAGCACGCCACCACCCGAAACAGAAGAAUCUCGGCCACAAGUGGUAGCCGCGCGAGGUGACAGCAUAAUAGCUGUAGCUAACCCAGCGCUGCAACCACCUCACCACCACCCACCGCACCCUGCAAGAAACCACUCUAACUGACCACCAUCUAAGGAGCUGUACUUAAAAAAACACUUAUCUCGUGUUUGAUACAAGCUACCUUUGAAUAUUUAAUUAUUAUACAAUCAAUAUGACAUUGGACAGUAGAGGUUCUAUAGUCCGUUCAACUUCACUUGACACGCGGAAUGAAGCAUAACAAGAAGUCACCAGUGUUCCAUUCAACAACCCCAAAAAGGAGGGAAAUAAUGAUAAAAAAUAUUUUAUUUAAGGUCUAAAUAAUGUUAUAAAAGUGUGAAUAAUUUAGUAUAAACAACUUAUACAGCGGCUUAUAAAAUUUAACUGUGAAUAAUAAUUGAAAUCUUUUGAACAGAACACACUUUCUGUCCUUGCCAUUAGGGCUUCAAUACUUGUGCUGAAGUAAAAAUAAAAUUCCUUGUCUUAUUUGUCUGGUCUUUUAGCCCUUCUAAAACUUCUGGCAAUAUGGCUUAUCAAUUAAACUAAAAACUAGUGGAAGUUAAGGUGCAACCAACUCACGAGUCAA